UACAUUCCUGGAGAUUUGGAGGAAAUGGCUUGUUCAUCGAAGAUGAAUAUUAAAAUAUCCUAUAUAUUUAUUGAAAGCUUUUGUAAAGAAGGAUAGAAACAGAGAGUGUAUGCCUUUAUAAAGAGCUGUGUCGCCAUUCUCCUGAUUAAGCCAUCAGUAACUCUUAUCUCUGUUAUUACCGAUUCUUUAGUUGUUUAGUUCAUGUGAAUCUGUAAUUAUAAACAAAUAUACGUCAUAAAACAUAUUAAAAGCAGCAGUGCGGUGAACUUCAUUCAGUUGUGCUCCUUGAUUCAAAACAAUUCAAUAAUGGCUCUUCCAAAAGAUAAUUUAUCGGCUGUCAUAUAUGGCAUCAAUGACCUUAGGCUUGAACAAAGGCCCAUACCAGUUCCAAAGGACAAUCAGGUCCUCCUGGCCAUGGAUGUGAUUGGGAUAUGCGGAUCAGACGUCCAUUAUCUAGUACACGGUAAAUGUGGCCCUUACGUUAUGAAGGGCCCCAUGGUCAUAGGUCAUGAAGCCUCUGGUACUGUAGUGAAGUGCGGAAAGGCCGUAAAGAACCUCAAGCCAGGCGACAAAGUGGCCAUUGAGCCCGGCAUUGGCUGUAGACAAUGCCGUCUUUGCAAAGAAGGCAACUACCAUCUUUGCAACGACCUCACAUUCUGUGCCACCCCUCCGGAUGACGGAAACCUUUCUAGAUACUACGUCCACGACGCCGACUUCUGCUUCAAACUGCCUGACAACAUGGAUUUGGAGGAGGGGGCCCUAAUGGAACCUCUAACAGUAGGUGUGCAUGCUUGCAAAAGGGGUAACGUCAAAUUCGGUUCUGUUUGUCUUGUCAUGGGUGCCGGACCAAUAGGAUUGGUAACUCUUCUUUGUGCCAAAGCUAUGGGUGCGUCCAAAGUCCUUAUCGCUGACAUAGUACAACACAGACUGGACUUGGCCAAGAAGCUGGGUGCUGACUAUACUCUUCUCAUACAGAAGGGGUGGAACGACGUUGACAUUGAGAAGAAAGUUAAACAAUUGUUAGGGGAAGAACCUACUAGUUCGUUCGAUUGCACCGGCCAAGAACAAUGCGUCAGAGUUGCCAUAUCUGCGACGAGAGCAGCCGGUACGGCUGUCCUAGUGGGUAUGGGUAAGACGGAAAUGAAGCUUCCUCUUGCUGGUGCUUUGGUCAGGGAAGUUGACAUCAGGGGCGUUAUCAGAUAUAAUAACGAUUAUCCCACAGCCAUAGAAAUGGUCAAAACUGGCAAAGUAAACGUGAAACCACUCAUUACACAUCAUUUCACCAUUGAAGAUAGUGUUAAAGCUUUCGAAACUGCUAAGACUGGUGCUGGAAAUGCUGUGAAGAUUCUUAUCCACGCCAACCCCAACUGGAAACCAUAGUUUUUAAUACAUAUUGUAUACUUUAAUGUAAGGUAAUCUUACAAACAAUGUUAUUUUUACUCAAAGGGUGUAACAGUAAAGAGCUUUUUCGGCCUUCGUUUGUA
Molecule: messenger RNA, 1484 nt
Organism: Aethina tumida (small hive beetle)
Lineage: Eukaryota; Metazoa; Arthropoda; Insecta; Coleoptera; Nitidulidae
Product: sorbitol dehydrogenase-like
Exons: 7
Coding region: 307-1380 (357 amino acids)
Biological process (GO): D-sorbitol catabolic process
Molecular function (GO): zinc ion binding; L-iditol 2-dehydrogenase (NAD+) activity
Source: RefSeq, a predicted model, not a curated record